CGCACACCUUCGCUUUGCCCUUCCCCGCUUUCUUCCUUUCAUCCAUCGAGACAUCCUACCGACGAAGCCCUCAGCCCUUAGCCCUCGGCCCCUUUGCUCUCACGCAUCCACGCUCGCACAUGUCGUCGCAAACGCAGACGCAGACGCCGGCCACGGCCAUGAACCCGGGCAAAAAGUAUCGACCAUUCACCCCCAUCGACUUGCCCAACCGACAAUGGCCCUCCCGUAUCCAGAAGACAUCGCCCAUCUGGACGUCCGUCGACCUCCGCGACGGCAAUCAGGCUCUCGUCAACCCAAUGUCAGGCACACAGAAGUUGCGCUUCUUCCAGAAAUUGGUACAAGUGGGAUUCAAGGAGAUUGAAGUGUCCUUCCCCUCGAGCGGAGAGACGGACUUUAACUUCACGCGAGAGAUUAUCGAGAAGGGGAUGAUCCCGGACGAUGUGUGGAUUCAGGUCCUUACUCCCGCGCGACCUGAGCUUAUUCGCAAGACGUUCGAGUGCAUCAAGGGAGCUAAGAAGGUCAUUCUGCACAUGUACAACGCCACAUCCCCCCUCUUCCGCACCGUCGUCUUCGGCAACUCCCAAGACAAGACCAUCGACCUCGCCGUCACCCACACCAAGCUCGUCACCGAACUCAUGGACGAGUACUCCCGCCCAGAGAAUGGAGGUACCCAGUUCCGCUACGAGUAUAGCCCGGAGACCUUCUCUCAAACCGAACCCGACUUUGCUCUCCGCGUCUGCGAGGCAGUCCGAGAGGCGUACGGGCGUAGCUCCCCACAGAACAAGAUCAUCUUCAAUCUCCCCGCGACAGUCGAGGUUGGUCCCCCUAACCACUACGCAGACAUGAUCGAAUACUUUUGCACACACAUCUCCCACCGAGACCACAUUACCGUCUCCCUCCACCCGCACAACGAUCGCGGUUGCGCAGUCGCUGCCGUCGAGCUUGGCCUCCUCGCGGGGGCGGACCGCGUGGAAGGCUGCCUCUUUGGAAACGGCGAGCGAACGGGCAAUGUCGACAUUGUGACUCUGGCCCUCAACUGCUACUCGCAGGGAAUCGCACCGGGCCCACUCGACUUGAGCGAUGUGCAGGGCAUCGUCGACGUCGUGAGCGGGUGCAAUGAUAUCGCUGUUCACCCGCGUCACCCCUAUGCUGGUGAGCUCGUCUUCACGGCCUUCUCCGGCAGCCAUCAGGACGCCAUCAAGAAGGGCUUCAAAGCGCAGGAGGAGCGAGCGGCCAAGGGGGACUUGACGUGGGAUAUCCCUUACCUGCCCAUCGACCCGGCCGAUGUCGGGUGCAGCUACGAGGCCAUCAUUCGCGUCAACUCGCAGAGCGGUAAGGGUGGGAUUGCAUACCUCGUUGCGCAGAGUCUUGGGUUGGACCUGCCGAGAAAGAUGCAGAUGGCCUUCUAUUCCAUCAUUCAGGAGGUGGCCGAUCGCACCAGCAAGGAGAUGGUCACCGAGGACAUCACGCGCGCCUUCUGCCAGACGUAUCACGUCCCUCACCUCACCCUCGGCAAGAACGAGGGUCGUUUGACCCUCAAAUCCUUCUCCCUCGCCGACGAUGUCCCGCCCGGUGUCGCCGCCGCCGCCACCUCCAAUGGCGACGGAUCUGAAACCCCGCGCUAUCGCCGUUUGGAAGGUCUCGUCUCUCUCGACGGCAAGACGCCCACCCAGGUCACGGGAAGGGGUAAUGGAGCCCUCAGUGCUAUGUGUGACGCCCUCUCCUCUGCCUUUGGCAUCCAGGCCAGCAUCCGCGAGUACUCGGAGCACGCCAUUACCCGACCAGGCAUCGGAGCCGCCGGUGCACCAGACGCGCGCGUUAAGCUCACACGCUCCCAGGCAGCGUCGUAUGUGGAGCUCGUCGAUGCGGGUGCGAGCGAGGGAGAGGCGACAGGAUUGCCGCAAAAGGCAAAGGGAUUCUGGGGUGUGGGAAUCGAUACAGACGUGACCGCUGCGGGACUCAAGGCGAUUUUGAGUGCGGCGAGCAACUUGAUGCAGCCACAGGCCAUUGUCGAGCAGGCGGCCGCUGCGGUCGAGGCUGCGGCCAAGUAGGCGCGAGAAGCGUGAGGUGCGCGGCGCGAG
Messenger RNA from Jaminaea rosea, 2081 nucleotides. RefSeq names its product putative LEU4-2-isopropylmalalate synthase. Bases 120 to 2051 code for a protein of 643 amino acids. Gene Ontology annotation, biological process: L-leucine biosynthetic process. Lineage: Eukaryota; Fungi; Basidiomycota; Exobasidiomycetes; Microstromatales. The record is from RefSeq and is a predicted model, not a curated record. Gene Ontology annotation, molecular function: 2-isopropylmalate synthase activity. Gene Ontology annotation, cellular component: mitochondrion. The transcript is spliced from 3 exons.